Plectropomus leopardus (leopard coralgrouper) is the source of this 2634-nucleotide messenger RNA. It is a transcript of the gene hdac10, whose product is annotated as histone deacetylase 10. The record is from RefSeq and is a predicted model, not a curated record. NCBI's taxonomy places the organism in Eukaryota, Metazoa, Chordata, Actinopteri, Perciformes, Serranidae. Gene Ontology annotation, molecular function: deacetylase activity. Gene Ontology annotation, biological process: epigenetic regulation of gene expression.
AGCAGUGUGCUAACUCACAGGAAGACAGUGUUGCCCUGCGCAGAGGUUGCCUUAUGAGCUGCAGCUAAAACAGCCAGUCUGAUCAGAGAAAUAAUGAAGAUGGGGACAGCACUGGUUUAUGAUGAGGAGAUGACCAAAUACAAACUGCUCUGGGUUGACCCUGCAUGUAAGGUUGAGGUACCCGAGCGUCUCACAGUGAGUCACGAAGCUUUAAUAAAGACUGGUCUUGCUGAGCGUUGUGUCUCCGUACCUGUCCGCGAGGCGACAGAUGAAGAUAUCCUGCUAGUUCACAGUGAGGAGUACUUGGAGGCGGUGAAGAAGACCCCCUAUAUGACUCUGGAGGACCUGAAGGAGUUCACCCUGCAGUUUGGUGAUGUCUACUUCCACCCAAACAUCUAUCACUGUGCAAAGCUGGCUGCAGGCGCCGCACUGCAGCUAGUGGACAGUGUUAUGACGGGGAAGGUUAGGAACGGCAUGGCUCUGGUCAGACCACCGGGACACCACAGUAUGCGCAGUGCCGCCAAUGGAUUCUGUGUGUUCAAUAAUGUUGCUAUAGCAGCUCGAUAUGCCAAGCAGAAAUAUGGAGUUAAAAGGGUGUUGAUCGUGGACUGGGACAUACAUCAUGGUCAGGGGGUGCAGUACUGCUUUGAAGAUGAUCCAAGUGUACUCUACUUCUCAUGGCAUCGCUACGAGCAUCAGAAAUUCUGGCCCAAUCUUAGAGAAUCAGACUACGACAGUGUCGGCAAAGAGAAGGGCGCAGGAUUCAAUAUAAAUGUACCCUGGAACAAAGUGGGAAUGAAGAACAGUGACUAUCUCUCGGUCUUCUGUCACGUCCUUCUGCCAGUAGCAUAUGAAUUUUGCCCAGACCUGGUCCUGGUGUGUGCGGGCUUUGACUCAGCCAUUGGGGACCCAGAGGGUGAAAUGUGUGCCAGCCCCGACAUCUUUGCCCACCUCGCUCACCUCCUGAUGAACCUCGCAGGAGGGAAACUGUGUGCUGUGCUGGAGGGAGGAUACAACUUGACUUCUCUCCCCCAGUCCGUGUGUCAGACAGUCCAGACUUUGCUGGGAGAUCCUGCUCCUCGACCUUCAAACCUCGGCGGUCCCUGUACUAGUGCGCUUGAGUCCCUUCACUGUGUCCGAUCUGCUCACAGGAAGUACUGGUCCUGCCUCAAACAUGCAGCUGAUCUACCCACAUGUGAUAUCAGCACAAAGCGCAUUAAAUUAGCAGAAGGAGAAGAAGAAAAGCAGGAGAAGGUAGAAGAGGAGAAAAGCGCAGAGGAACAGGUGUGGCCAGAGCCUCCGAAAUGUGUGGCUCCUCCGGUCCGCACUGCUUUAGUCCUCCCUGAUGGCAUAGCUUGCCCUGAUGGAUGUGAACACUUCAGCUCAUCAGAGGACCCGGUUGCAGUCAACAAACUCAGGGAGAAUUUUCUCAAAGAUGCUGAUGACAAUGUUGCCAUCACAACCCUCUCCAGUGUAAUUGCUCUGGUAGAGAAAAUGCAGAAUAACGAGGUCUGCAACGGUUUGGCGCUGGUCCGUGAUGUCUCCAUGGCGAUGAUGUGUGUUGUCCAGCAUGCUGCAACUGCUCUCUGCAACCGGGUUUUGGUUGUGUGUGUUGGGGACAUGGAGGUCCCACGUCACAGCACUGAGAACGGGAAAACACUCCUGGUGCAGUUCAGCGACAAGGAAUCAGAGCAACAGAAUUGCAAAUAUCACGUUCCUGUGUGUGUGCGGAAGGGUUGCGGUGACGUGUCCGGGUUCAUGCAGGCCGUGUUGGGCUUCCUUCUGCCUCUGGGAUAUGAGUAUGAUCCCAGUCUGGUUCUGCUGGUUCGGACUGCAGAUAGUGGGGUGUGUGAUAGUGUGUGGCAACAACUAACAAGCCUGCUGCAGGGCUUUGCACAGGGACACACACUGGUGCUCAUGCAGGAAGAUGAGAAGGCAUGUGUUGGUCCCACAGCUUCCUCUCUGCUCGGUAACGCUGCUCCCUCUCUCGGGCAGCUUGAUGCUCCUCUAGUAGAGGAUUUGGAGGCGCUGGAGAGGCUGAGACGCAAAAUGCAGACAGACUGGAAGCUCCUGCAGACUACAGCACCAAAAACUGGAGGAGGUGAUGGACACUGAAGCAGAUCCUGCUCCUUUUUUUCUAAAGAAAUCAGUUGAAUUGUGUGUCGUUCAAACGUCUUGAUAAAAUUUUGUGUUGGUAAAAAUAUUAAAUCUGUAGUUUAACAAACUAUUUUCUAUUAGAAUUUUUUAAUCUACAUCUUAGUUUCUCACAAAAAAUGUUUAGCUUGCCAAAGUGAAACUAGUUUUACAAAGUAGUUUAAAAUGCUAAAUUUCUUGGGAAAUUGAUAGUACAACUGAGCUACUGAGGUUUAAAUGUAGUUAAACUGCCACCCAACUACUGGAAAGUAGAGCUAAACUAGUAACUGAUAACUGAUCCCCAACACUGACCAUCAGUAACUCAAACUCUUAUUUCAGUUCCACAAAUUCAUGUUGUCAAAACUUUUUUCUCUCGUUUACUUGUUGAUGAUUAGGUGCGGUGAUGAGGUGCUUUAUUUAUUUCACAGCUGUAGUCACCAAUUAUUAUGGUUUUACACACAAAAUCCAUUGUUAUUGCUGCUAAUGGCAAAAUGACAUGAA